AUGCCUACAUGUUUGCGCUUUCUCUUCUCUGAUCUCUUAGUGUUGUUCCUUCUUUUACUCACGGCAUCUUUGUCUUCUCCACAACCAUUUUGUCAUCAAGAUGAGAGCUUAGCUCUUAUGCAAUUCAAGGAUAGCUUUAUCAUACACAAAGAUACUUUUUGGUCUUGCCAUCCCAAGGCUACAUCAUGGAGUGUAGAAGCAGAGCAUGGUAGAUCAGAUUGCUGCUCAUGGGAAGGGGUUGAGUGCAACCCCCACACAGGUCACGUUAUUGGCCUUGACCUUAGUGACAGCUGUCUCUAUGGUUCUAUCAACUCCAACAACAGCCUCUUCCGCCUUUCUCAUCUUCAGAGCCUUAAUCUUGCUUUAAAUGACUUCAAUUACUCUAAAAUCUCAUCUACAAUUGGCAAUCUUUCAUGGCUAACAUAUCUUAAUCUCAGCCACUCUUAUAUUGCAGAAGAAGUCCCCUCCGAAGUUUCAUACCUCUCCAAGUUGUCGUCUCUCGAUUUAUCUUCCAAUUCUAAUUUAAUUAUUGGAAAUCUCACAAGGUUAGUCCAAAACCUAACCCGCCUCGAAGAGAUUGUUCUUAGUGGAGUCAUGAUAUCGUCCAUAGUACCUGAAAGCUUGGCAAAUUCUUCUUCUUUGAAGACUCUAAAGCUAGAAGGUUGUGGAUUGUACGGGAAGUUUCCAACUAGAAUAUUUCAGCUACCACAACUACGGGACCUUUCGAUAGGAACCAAUGAAGAUCUCACUGGUCAGUUGCCCGAAUUUCAUUCCAGCACUAUCCUUCAAGUUUUAUCUCUUUCUGAAACAAGUUUCUAUGGUAAACUACUGACUUCAAUUGGAAACCUGAAUUCCUUAGAGAUCUUAGAUAUUGCUUAUUGCAAUUUCUCUAGAUCGAUCCCAAAUUCUCUCUGGAACCUUACCCAACUCACUGAUCUAGACCUCUCAGGGAACUCGUUCGAUGAUUCGUCAUGCCUCACCAAAGCCAGUUCUAAUCACACUUUUCCAUGUUUACAAUAUUUAUAUUCUCUAACUUAA
Molecule: messenger RNA, 1038 nt
Organism: Juglans microcarpa x Juglans regia
Lineage: Eukaryota; Viridiplantae; Streptophyta; Magnoliopsida; Fagales; Juglandaceae
Product: receptor-like protein 7
Exons: 1
Coding region: 1-1038 (345 amino acids)
Molecular function (GO): protein binding
Source: RefSeq, a predicted model, not a curated record